AUGUUUGCCUACUACCACGCCAUGGCCCCGAAACUGAAGCUUUUGGAGCUGGCCAUCUGCCGUUCCUUCUACGAAGCCCGGGAUCCGACUGCCAUCGUUGCGGUACCGACCUGGCCGGGAUUCCACAUCGACGAGGACAGAUGCAAACAAAGCAGCAUCCAACAGCAUCUCUCCAAUCUGCGGUCGUGGGGCGUGUUUUUCGAUGGACUUUGCACUUUGCUUCUCUCCAUCCCCUACGGCGCCUUGGCCGAUCGCCACGGAAGAAAGCUGGUUUACAUGUGCAGCCUGCUCGGCCUGGUCCUGAGCAACGCGUGGUUCGUCUUGGUGUGCUCCCACUUCGAGCUAUUCCCCGUGGCCGCCGUGCUCUUUUCAAGCGCUUUCCUCACAAUCGGCGGGGGGUCGUGGGUUGUGGUGGCGAUUUCGUCGACCAUGGCUACAGAUGUCGCAGAUGAGCAGACGAGAUCCACAGUCUUGUACUGGCUGCUUUCCGUCUACUACCUGGGCUACGUGGCCGGCACGGGGCUUGCGCCCAUGACGAUGCAGACCGCUUGGCUCCCCUUCUUCCUGGCGCUGCUGUCUGCUUCUGUCGCAGCCAUCAUCGCCGCUCUCAUGCCCCACACGCAGCCGCCCUCGCAGACGGCACACGACCCGGGCCAUGAUCGACCCGGGAGGGCCAUGCCGCACGAGCAUCAGACGUUCUGGAGGAAGCUCAGCACGCUCGUCCACACAUGCUCGCAGCACAUCAGCCGCCUCAAGUCGCAUCCGCAGCUCGUGCUGAUCUUCCUCGUCAUCCCGCUCAUCUCCACCCGCGGCACCCUCUCCGAGCUCGUCCUGCCGUACGUGUCGAAACGAUACUCGUGGCCCUUGAGCCGGGCCGGAGCCAUGGACGCAAUCAACGGCGCCGUCAGCCUCCUCCUCGGCAUCUUCGUUCUGCCCUGCAUCAUGCGCACGCUUACCGGCCCGCCCUACCACCUCGCCGCCGUGCGCGCCGACGCCUACGUCGCCCGCUACAGCGUCGGGGCGCUGUGCGUCGGGGCUGUCGUCGUCGGCUUGGCUCCCAACGUGGGGAUUAUGAUUCCAGGCUGGAUCAUCUUCUCCACCGGCGCCUGCGCCCGCAUGUCCGCCCUCGCCGUCGCCACCGCCCUCGUCGUCGUCGCCACCACCAGCACCAGCACCACCACCACCGCGCCCGGCCGGGGCCGGGGCCGGGCCCGGGGCCCGUCCGCCGUCGCCCGCCUCAACGCCGGCCUCGUCGCCGCCGAGGCCCUCGUCGACAUGGCCGUCUCGCCGCUCGUGUGGAGGGCGUGGAGCGUCGCGCUCUCCACUGCCGGUGAACGUUCAUCUUCGGGCGGAGGAGGAGGACCGAGGUGGCUCGUGGUGUUGUUGAUGGGGCUGCCUUGGUUCGUCGUCGCGGCGGCCAUGGCGGUGGCGGAGGCGCUGCUGUUGGUGCUGGUGCUGCCGCUGCCGCUGUCUCCUCCUUUUGGGGGGGUGGCGGCGGGUGGGGAUGGCGGGGAUGGCGGGGAUGGCGGGGAGGGGGAGGGGGAUGGCGUGGCGGCGGCGGAGGCUGAGCCGCUCUUGGGGCGUGAGGGUCAGGGGGGGAAAUAG
Messenger RNA from Diplodia corticola, 1605 nucleotides. Its product is annotated as mfs transporter. The record is from RefSeq and is a predicted model, not a curated record. Bases 1 to 1605 code for a protein of 534 amino acids. Gene Ontology annotation, molecular function: transmembrane transporter activity. Lineage: Eukaryota; Fungi; Ascomycota; Dothideomycetes; Botryosphaeriales; Botryosphaeriaceae. Gene Ontology annotation, cellular component: membrane. Gene Ontology annotation, biological process: transmembrane transport. The transcript is spliced from 6 exons.